Anopheles marshallii is the source of this 3132-nucleotide messenger RNA. RefSeq names its product dihydropyrimidine dehydrogenase [NADP(+)] (gene su(r)). The record is from RefSeq and is a predicted model, not a curated record. The coding region runs from base 1 to 3132 and encodes 1043 amino acids. Gene Ontology annotation, cellular component: cytoplasm; cytosol. Gene Ontology annotation, biological process: uracil catabolic process; thymine catabolic process. Gene Ontology annotation, molecular function: uracil binding; dihydropyrimidine dehydrogenase (NADP+) activity; NADP binding. The transcript is spliced from 5 exons. NCBI's taxonomy places the organism in Eukaryota, Metazoa, Arthropoda, Insecta, Diptera, Culicidae.
AUGAGUUGUGCUAGUGUUUUGACCAGCAAAGACCUGCCGGACAUUGAGAGCCUGCUCGCUCUCAACCCGCGGGUGAAGCAAACCUGCUCGCUCGUACCGACGACCGUUACGAAAAAGGUGAAGAAACACUGGAAGCGCAAUGUGGACAGGUCGUGCACCAGCUGCACACCGCUGACGAACGACUUCUCGGACAUUAAGCACACGACACUGUCGGAGCGGGCCGCACUGCGGGAAGCGUCACGCUGUCUGAAGUGUGCGGACGCACCCUGCCAGAAGUCGUGCCCGACGCAGCUCGACAUCAAGAGCUUCAUAACGAGCAUUGCCAACAAGAAUUACUACGGUGCCGCGAAGGCUAUCUUCUCGGACAACCCGCUCGGGCUGACGUGCGGUAUGGUGUGCCCGACCAGCGAUCUGUGCGUGGGUGGUUGCAAUCUGGCCGCGGUGGAGGAGGGCCCUAUCAACAUCGGUGGCUUGCAGCAGUUCGCCACGGAGGUGUUCCAACGGAUGGGCAUUCGACAGAUCGUACCGCCCGGGGUCGCUCCGCUGAAGUACCCGAACAAGCGUAUCGCAUUGUUGGGUGGGGGGCCCGCCUCGCUAUCCUGUGCCACCUUUCUCGGGCGGCUCGGCUACCGUGAUGUGACGGUGUACGAGCGUCGCUCGUAUCUGGGCGGUUUAAGCUCGGCCGAGAUCCCCCAGUACCGUUUACCGGUCGAUGUGGUCAACUUUGAGGUUCAGCUGGUGAAGGAUCUGGGCGUACAGUUCGAGCUGAAUCGAUCGCUCUCUAUGAAGGAUUUAACCGUGCAAGGUUUGCUGGCGAGCGGUACGGAUGCGGUGUUCCUGGGCAUCGGGCUACCACAGCCGAAGGUCGACAAGGUGUUCGAAGGGCUGACCGAAGAACAAGGGUUCUACACUUCCAAGAGCUUCCUGCCGCAGGUCGCGGACGGUAGCAAACCGGGGCUGUGCGGUUGCAAGCAGUCCGCUGCCGCCAAGCUGCCCGUGCUGAGCGGUAACGUCAUCGUGCUCGGGGCAGGCGAUACGGCGUUCGAUUGUGCGACGUCCGCGCUUCGGUGCGGUGCGCGCAAGGUAUUUGUCGUGUUCCGGAAGGGUAAUAACAAUAUUCGCGCCGUACCGGAGGAGGUAGAGCUGGCACGCGAAGAACGGUGCGAGUUUAUCCCGUUCAUGUCACCGAAGGAGGUCGUUGUGAGGUCGGGCCGUAUUGCGGCAAUGGAGUUUUAUCGCACCGAACAGGACGAGGCUGGUAAUUGGGUGGAAGAUCAGGAUCAGACCACGCGGCUGAAGGCUAGCUACGUUAUCUCGGCGUUCGGUUCCGGGUUGAACGAUGCUGACACGAUUGCAGCUCUUGAUGGAUUGAAGAUGAACCGCUGGGGUUUGCCUGAUGUCGACCCGAAGACACAGCAAACCUCCGUGCCGGCCGUAUUCUGCGGCGGAGAUCUGGCAGGCGCCGCGGAAACGACGGUAGAAUCGGUCAACGAUGGUAAGACGGCGGCCUGGUACAUGCACUGCUACCUGCAGGGUAUAUCAUUUGACACCAAGCCCGAACUGCCGCUGUUCUACACCGAGAUCGACCAGGUCGACCUGUCCGUGGAGGUGUGCGGUGUUAAGUUUGAGAAUCCGUUCGGGCUGGCGUCAGCACCGCCGACCACCAGCACCGCCAUGAUACGGCGCGCGCUAGAGCAGGGUUGGGGCUUUGCGGUGACGAAGACAUUCGCCCUCGACAAGGACAUGGUGACGAACGUGAGUCCGCGCAUUGUACGCGGUGUAACGGCCGGUCAGAACUACGGUCCGCAGCAGGGUGCGUUCCUGAACAUUGAGCUCAUCUCCGAGAAGAGUGCCGAUUACUGGUUGACGGGUAUCCGGGAGCUGAAGCGUGACUUCCCGACCAAGGUGCUGAUUGCUAGUAUCAUGUGCACGUACAACCAGCAGGACUGGGUGGAGUUGGCAUCGCGAGCUGAGGCAGCCGGCGCCGAUAUGCUCGAGUUGAACCUAUCAUGCCCGCACGGCAUGGGCGAAUCGGGCAUGGGAUUGGCCUGCGGCCAGGAUCCGGAGCUGGUGUACAACAUCUCCCUGUGGGUGCGCAGUGCCGUGCGCAUUCCGUUCUUCGUGAAACUUACGCCGAACAUCACCGACAUUGUGUCGAUAGCGCAGGCAGCGAAGCGGGGAAACGCGGAUGGUGUGUCGGCCAUCAAUACCGUGCAGGGGUUGAUGUCGUUACGUGCCGACGGUACACCGUGGCCAGCAGUCGGUAUGGACAAACGUACUACGUACGGUGGGGUGUCCGGAAAUGCGACCCGCCCACAGGCAAUGCGUGCCAUUUCGCUCAUCGCGAACAAACUCCCUGGCUUCCCAAUCUGCGGUAUUGGUGGCAUCGACUCUGGGGAGGUGGCACUGCAGUUCAUCCAGUGCGGAGCACCGAUCCUGCAGAUAUGUUCCUCCGUGCAGAACCAGGACUUUACCGUCAUUGAGGACUAUAUCCUCGGGUUAAAGGCGUUACUGUACCUGCGGGCUAACCCCCCACCAGAAGCACUCCCGUGGGACGGUCAGUCACCACCAACGGCUAAGCUGCAGAAGGGCAAACCGGUCGCGCCGCUUCGUACCGAUGACGGCAAGCCACUGCUGCAUUUCGGCGAGUACAAGAAGCAGCGUGAAGAUAAGCUCGCCCAGCUGCGUGUCCAACAUGGACCGCUUUGGGAUCCAUGCUCGGAAGAGGCUCUCAAUGGUACGAACGGUCACGGUACUGGUACGGCAGACACUUCUGCCACAAACAGUGUGCCCCGUGUACAGGAUGUCCUUGGAACUGCUCUGCCUCGCAUUGGUGACUAUAAAAAGUUGGACAACACCAAGCAGGUGGUCGCACUUAUUGAUGAUGAUCUUUGCAUCAACUGUGGCAAGUGCUACAUGACCUGUGCAGACUCCGGGUAUCAAGCGAUCGAGUUCGAUCCGGUAACGCAUCUACCUCACGUUAAUGACGACUGUACCGGCUGCAACCUCUGCCUUUCGGUCUGUCCCAUCAUAGAUUGUAUCAGCAUGGUUCCGAAAAAGAUUCCACACGUCAUCAAACGUGGCCAUCCGAAUGUGAAUGUCGCGGUACAUGCGCUAAGCCCAUCACAGUAA